GUGUUCAUUGGUAAAUUAGCCUCUUCCCUGACUCCUAUCCAUCUCUGUCAAACGUGGGCUUUACUUCUCCCUCUCACUCUCUCCCUAUCUGUUUAUAUCUUCCCCAUUUUAACAGACUUCUGUUUCCCAUAAAAGGAAAAAAAAAGAAAAGUCAAGGACUCCUCCCAAUCGUGCGCCUCUCUCUCCAGCCCCGUACUCACAUCCUCAUCUUUUGCUCUCAUCCCUAUGCUCUUUUCCCCCCUUUCAUCCUCACCCUCCACUCCCUGUUUCCAAGUCUGUGCUCUUAUUUGUAUUAGCAUUCAAACAUAUUCUUUCCUGUUUUAUCAUAUCCAUUAUUUCUCUUCCCUUCUCUUGGGUCUCCAGCAAACUCUCCACCAAAAGGUCCUCCUAAUGUCUUGUUAAUUCUGCUUUGCACACACAUCACUCUUUCCACUACUGCCUUCUCUAAUUAUCCAGUCUCCUCCCUGCCUUAGCUCAUUUUUAUCAUUCUGUGGUUUGUCUACGUGAAGUAUGGAAGACUUAGAUGCACUACUCGCUGACCUCCAAAUCACGACCACUCCACGUUGUCCAGUUUUACUAACAGAUUCUCCUGAGAAACCUCAGCCUGCUGAGACUCGACCUCCUCCACCGCCCUACGAUCCCAAGACUGCAAUGUCGAAUAAAACGUCCCACCAUGAGACCUUUCCAGUGGACAAGGACCAUCUCUAUAGCACUGUACAGAAAUAUCCUUUGCCUUCUGUCUCGCCAGCCUUGGGUGGUGGGCUGUGUGAAUUGGACCGACUUCUCAAUGAACUCAACGCCACACAAUUCAACAUCACUGAUGAGAUAAUGUCCCAGUUCCCUACUCGGGAUCCCAAUGAACAGAAAGCUGAAGCACAGAAAGAGGCAGAGAAAAGGGCCCUCGCUGCCUCCUCUGCCACUCUUGAGUUGGACCGCCUGAUGGCUUCCCUGUCUGAUUUCCACAAGCAGAACACGGUAUCACAAGAAGUGGAGGUUCCUGACUCUAAUAAAGGCUCUGAGGAAGUUUUCAAACCUGGAGAUACAGAAGACCCAUCAAGCCCUAGAGACACACUUGAUGUUCCUAAAGCUUUGGAGGACAUACCAAGUCCUAAAAGUUCUGAGGUGAUGUCCACCCCUGGGCAUAUGGAAGUCAAAAUCGACCAAGUAAAUUCUGAUAAAGUAACAGCUUCCCGGUUGCCUGACUCUGUGUCUGGUUCCAAAGUUCCAGAAGCCACAAGUGUUCCAAGGAGUGAUCUGGACUCCAUGCUGGUAAAGCUUCAGUCUGGGCUCAAGCAACAAGGCAUUGAAACGCACAGCAAGGGACUGUGUGAGAGCUGCCAACGACCUAUAGCUGGGCAGGUGGUUACUGCUCUUGGACAUACCUGGCACCCGGAGCACUUUGUGUGUGCCCACUGCCAUGCCCUGAUUGGCACUUCCAACUUCUUUGAGAAGGACGGACGGCCAUAUUGCGAGAAAGACUACUUUAUGCUCUACGCCCCACGCUGUGCCCUGUGUGACUUGCCAAUUGUGCAGAACAUGGUUACGGCACUUGGUCGCACUUGGCACCCAGAGCAUUUUUGUUGUAAAAUCUGCAAAAAACCGAUAGGGGAAGAGGGUUUCCAUGAGAAGGAUGGGGAACAGUAUUGCUCAGACGACUAUUUCCGGCUGUUUGGAGCUGUCUGUGCAGGCUGCACUGAGGCCGUGAAGGAGAGUUAUAUCUCUGCCCUGGGAGGCUUGUGGCACCCACAAUGCUUUGUGUGUCAUGUGUGUCACACACCAUUCAUCAAUGGAAGUUUCUUUGAACAUGAAGGCUUACCUCUAUGUGAGACUCAUUACCACUCUCGUCGUGGCUCGCUGUGUGCUGGGUGUGAGCAGCCAAUAACAGGGCGCUGCGUGGCUGCAAUGGGCAAGAAGUUCCACCCCCAACACUUGAGUUGCACUUUUUGCCUCCGACAGCUGAACAAGGGCACCUUCCGGGAGCAUGAUGGGAAACCUUACUGCCAGGCUUGCUACGCCCGACUGUAUGGGUAGGGCAGUUAGAUGGUUUCAGGAAAGGAGGGUCAUCUGAAAUAUCAAGCUUCACAAAGACUAUACAAAGGAUGUUGUGCAAGGCACCAGAUUGCAAGGCUCUGCAAGGGAAAGGGCUGGCUGCUCUGAAGGUCACACAAAAUGCACUGCUCAUCCAGCUCUGCAAGAAUCCACGUGCAAUUUUUUCUGCAGGGAAAUGGGCUAAAAGCUUUUGGUGUUGUACGUGAACACAUGCAUGUAAGGUCAAAUGGAGAAGGUGACAUCUGCUCUGCAAACCCCUUGGGCAUCACAUUAACUGGUCUUAUGGAAAGGAGCCAGCUGCUCUGCAAGCUUUGUGCAGAGUUCUACAAUAUAAAACAGCUGCUGUGCACACACUCCAAGGCUAUGUGCAAAGUUUGUCAAGGAGACUGAUCUCCAAGCCGUCUGAGAUCAAGACAAAGUGCAAAAUUGUGUGGAGGCGUCUGCUCUGCAACCUUCUGAGACUAAGUGCAAAAUUGUGCAAGGUUGGAGUCAGCGAAACUAUAGAGGAAGCAGACCGUGCAGCUGCAGGGGGGCCCAGGAAAUAUAGGGGGCCCCAAGAGGCUCUAAUUCAUAUACAAUUUCAGUAAAUAUUGGUAAAACAGGACAACCUCUGGAUAUGUUGGGGGCCCUAAAACUAAUUUGCUGUGGGGCCCAGUAACAUCUAGUUACGCCACUGAGAGGGGACAUCUGCUCUGCAAACCUUCUGAGGCAAAGUGCAAAGUUCUGCAAGGGAGGAGCCAGCUGCUCUGUAAACCUUCUGAGACAAAGUGCAAAGUUCUGCAAGGGAGGAACCAGCUGCUUUGCAAACCUUCUGAGACAAAGUGCAAAGUUCUGCAAGGAAGGAGCCAUCUUCUCUGCAAACCUUCUGAGACUAAGUGCAACAUUCUGCAAGGGAGGAACCAUCUGUUCUGCAAACCUUCUGAGACUAAGUUCAAAGUUCUGCAAGGGAGGAGACAUCUGCUCUGCAAACCUUCUGAGAUUAAGUGCACAGUUCUACAAGGGAUGAGCCAGCUGCUCUGCAAACCUUCUGAGACAAAGUGCAAAAUUCUGCAAGGGAGGAGACAUCUGCUCUGCAAAUCUUCUGAAACUAAGUACAAAGUUCAGCAAGGAAGGAGACAUCUGCUUUGCAAACCUUCUGAGACAAAGUGCAAAGUUCUGCAAGGAAGGAGCCAUCUGCUCUGCAAACCUUCUGAGAGUAAGUGCAACAUUCUGCAAGGGAGGAACCAUCUUUUCUGCAAACCUUCUGAGACUAAGUUCAAAGUUCUGCAAGGGAGGAGACAUCUGCUCUGCAAACCUUCUGAGAUUAAGUGCACAGUUCUAUAAGGGAUGAGCCAGCUGCUCUGCAAACCUUCUGAAACUAAGUACAAAGUUCUGCAAGGAAGGAGACAUUGCUCAGCAAACCUUCUGAGACUAAGUGCAACGUUCUGCAAGGGAGGAACCAUCUGUUCUGCAAACCUUCUGAGACUAAGUGCAAAGUUCUGCAAGGGAGGAACCACCUGUUCUGCAAACCUUCUGAGACUAAGUGCAAAGUUCUGCAAGGGAGAAGCCAGCUACUCUGCAAACCAUCUGAGAUGGAGCAAAAAGAGCUACUAUGCAUUCAUUGGUCAGCUUUCUAAAACCAAACAUAUGAUUGGUCACAGAGUUUCUGCAUAAGCCUGAGAGUAUUUUUACACACAUCCAAUUAAAAAGGGCAUUGUAAUCACAGUUGUAGGGUUGCUCCAUGUCUAGUAACCCAUAGCAACCAAUUAGAUAAACUGAUUAUAAAUGCUACUGUGGGUUACUAGAACUGGAUCGGGCUUUGUACCUGUUAUUACAUGAUAAUAUACUUCCAUAUAUUAUAUAUAUUAUUCCCAUAUAUUUCAGCUGCAUCCGUUGUCUGACAAGAGAGUAUAAUGUGCUUGCUCUGCUACACUAUACCAGUUAUAUCUAAUAAUGGCCUAUUUAUUUGCCUUCAGAUGCUGUUGAACUACAUGCUUUGCUAACGCUGCACCAGAGAUUGUGUAACUCAGUAAUAGAAUAAGUUACAGAUCAAAUCACUUAUCCAUAUUGGCCCGUUCUUUCCUUGUUACCUUUUUUGUUUUUAAUUUAUUUACUAGAAAAAAACAUGAUUUGCUAAUCUUUGCUAUAAAUUAUAGGUGCUGCUACCUCUACUGGCUGUCCAUUCCAAGUAACCACCUCCAUGUCUUCCAAUUAGGUUACCUGUCCUAAUGCCAUGGCUUGGACUUGCCAUCUGGCCAAUUCUGAGAGUGUAGUACAGGGUUCACGUAUAUAUGCAAUAAAAUGUCACUGUCUG
Messenger RNA from Xenopus laevis (African clawed frog), 4342 nucleotides. It is a transcript of the gene tgfb1i1.S, whose product is annotated as transforming growth factor beta 1 induced transcript 1 S homeolog. NCBI's taxonomy places the organism in Eukaryota, Metazoa, Chordata, Amphibia, Anura, Pipidae. Gene Ontology annotation, cellular component: focal adhesion; cytoskeleton. The coding region runs from base 511 to 2031 and encodes 506 amino acids. The transcript has 11 exons. The record is from RefSeq and is a predicted model, not a curated record.